Phacochoerus africanus (Common warthog) is the source of this 979-nucleotide messenger RNA. It is a transcript of the gene CIMAP3, whose product is annotated as primary cilia formation. The coding region runs from base 1 to 600 and encodes 199 amino acids. NCBI's taxonomy places the organism in Eukaryota, Metazoa, Chordata, Mammalia, Artiodactyla, Suidae. Gene Ontology annotation, molecular function: cytoskeletal protein binding. The record is from RefSeq and is a predicted model, not a curated record. The transcript has 6 exons. Gene Ontology annotation, biological process: regulation of cell projection organization. Gene Ontology annotation, cellular component: ciliary basal body.
AUGCUACAGAUCACCCAGCCAUUCCUUUGGGACUUUGAUCAUGAGUGGCUGGCUAACUACUCUUUUGGAACAUGUCAACAGAGGAAGCUCUUUCCUCACUUCUAUCCCCCAAAUUUGUUGGGGAACAAAUGUGUCCCUCUCAGAGGAGCACCCCACCGAGGGCCUGGAUGUUACCUAACAGAAGAUAGCUAUGGCUUGGCAUACAACCUCUCUAAGAUCCCGACCAGUAAAAAAGGAUAUACUUUUGGAGCCAGAACAGCCGUGAGGUUUGAGCCAAUCAGCAAGGAUAUGACACCUUACCCUGGCAUGUACCAGACAGUCAGUCCUCAAGAGCAAAAACAUAAACAGAACUUUGCUCCCUUUAAUUCCUCGUUGCCGCAAUUUAAGACAGACUCAAAGGACACUUAUCCUGGCCCUGCUACAUACAACCCAGAGAUAAAGCCAUUCCGGAAAGUCUCCUGGCCGAUGAAAUUUGGAUCUCCAGACUGGGCUCAGGUUCCAUGUCUACAGAAAAGAACCCUGAAGGCUGAGCUGCCCACAGACAAAGACUUUAGGAAGCAUCGGAACCGCGUGGCCUACCUAAGCCUGUAUUACAACUGAAAACCUGUGACUGCCUUCGCGUGCUCCUCCUGAGCACAGAACCUCCACCACUGAUGAGAGGCUCCUGUCUUUCUGCGUUGCUCUGGCCCUCUUGUCUGCCAGCAGGGGGCGCAGGGAGGGGCCAGGGCUCCUAACUAGCCCAUGACGCCAUAAAGACGAGUUCAGAGGGCUCCAUCUCCCUGUGCUGGUGGUUUGUCGUAUGCACACAAAGAUGGGUCUGGGGCUCCUCCUGAGUGUUCAGUGGGGUGGCUUUGCUUUCCUGAAAGACCUGUGGGUCCCGCCUCUAACUCUUAGUCCCAGGCACGAGUUUUAGGUUUCCUACCACUGGCCUGGUGACAGGAGACUGUUGGUCUCUGCAGAUCAAGAAUUUGGAUGGCUU